GCUCGGCGGCCACGUCCCCGCUCCGGGCCGCGGCCGAUGGUGACGGCGAUGGCGGCGGGCGCGCAGAGGGGCGGGCGGUCGCGCUGAGCCGUCGCCAUGCGGCUGUCGUGCAAGGUGGCGGCGGCGCUGCUGGCGCUGGGCAGUUUGCUGCUGCUCUACCUGCUGGCCGGCAGCGCCGCCGCGCCCCCUCGCCCGCCGCCCGCUCCCUCCGCGGCCGCCCGCCCCGCCGCCGCCGCUCCCCUCGGCCGCCGGCAGCCGAGGCUCAGCCGGAGCCCGACGCGGAGGAGCGCGCCCGGGGGCGGACUCGCCGCUGCCAGGAAGCCUGGAGAACAAAAACAUUCAAAAGAGCCUUCAUCUCUACAAUGCAUGCAUCUGGCAGUCGUGGCGUGUGGGGACCGGCUGGAAGAGACUCUCAUCAUGCUGAAAUCAGCAGUUCUCUUCAGCAACAGGAGGCUCUGCUUUCACAUUUUUUCUGAGGAUUCCCUUAAGCCUGAAUUCAACAAGAAAUUACAGGAAUGGCCUUCCUCGUAUACAAAGAAAUUUGAAUACAACAUUUACCCAAUAACCUUCUCAGUAGGAAAUGCUCAGGAAUGGAAAAAGUUAUUCAAACCAUGUGCUGCCCAGCGCCUUUUUCUUCCGGUUAUUUUAAAGGAUGUGGAUUCUCUCCUUUACGUGGACACGGAUGUUCUCUUCCUGAGGCCCAUCGAUGACAUCUGGCACAUCCUGAAAGAAUUCAACUCAACGCAGCUAGCUGCUAUGGCCCCAGAGCACGAAAUACCAAAGAUUGGCUGGUAUAGUCGAUUUGCACGUCACCCGUACUAUGGGACAACUGGAGUCAAUUCUGGAGUGAUGCUAAUGAAUUUAACACGGAUACGCAGCACUCAGUUCAGGAACAGCGUGAUACCGAGUGGUUUGACUUGGGAGGAAAUGUUAUAUCCGUUAUAUCAGAAGUACAAAAAUUACAUUACAUGGGGAGACCAGGAUUUACUAAACAUUAUUUUUUACUUUAACCCAGAGUGCCUCUAUGUCUUUCCAUGUCAGUGGAACUACCGACCUGACCACUGUAUGUACGGAAGUAACUGUAAAGGUGCCGAAGAAGAAGGUGUCUCUAUUCUGCAUGGAAAUAGAGGUGUCUACCAUGAUGAUAAGCAACCUACAUUCAAGGCGCUCUAUGAAGUGAUACGUGAUUUUCCAUUUGAAGACAAUCUCUUCCAGUCUUUGUACUAUCCUCUUCAAUCUAAGUUCCUGGAUACAGUGCACACUUUAUGUGGGAGAAUUCCACAAGUGUUUCUGAAGCAGAUUGAGAAAACUAUGAAGAAGGUGUAUGAAAAUCGUGUCAUUGUCUACCUGGGGGCCAACCACAGAUACUAAAUGGAGUCGCAUUUUUACAUGAGAUUUGCACCUAGGUGGCUUCUCCUAGAUGUCUUAAAGCAUUUAAAUGAAGAAUGUUACCUCUUAAACUCAGACAUAAAAAUCCUUAUUCAAUUUCCUGGUAAGUCUUUGAAACCAUAAAGUCUGAAGGAGUCCCGGAGAUCCACCUAAACUGCCCUUUUGUUCUUUUCCUUCUUGUCUUUUUUCCUUCUUUUUGGUUGCAACAGGGAGAGCUGAUGGUUCUCACUUUUGUUGAUGAGUUUACUUGGGUUGUUUGUCUAAGAACAGCAAUAUUCACUAUCACUUCUUUUAAACUGUGCAGAAGUUCAUUCUGAACUUGGACUCACCAAAGAAGUGGCAGUUUGAGCUGUUUCAUAGGUAUGGAAUAUAACUUCAAAUGACAGGGCAAGCAUUUUUGUUUCCAAGUGCUUGAGGUAUGAACGUGUUUGUGACAUCCAUAAGAGUGAUGUGUGAAAGAUACAAUGGCAAACUGCAUUGCUACAGAGUCAUCUGAGCCAGAAGGUGUUAAGAGAGGGAGCCUUGUGUCUUGGUUUUAGCAGCUUCAGUGCAGGCCUGUGCUGGUCCUAAACGGCACAACAGACAAACAGAAAUGUCUGUUGUUAGCACCUCUGUGCUGCAAAUUCCAGUCAACAGUUUGUGCUUGUUCUGUGACUCAGAUGUUAUCUUACAGGCUUUGCCCCGUAGGUGUAAAUGGACUGGUAAAGGACAGAGGCACUGCUGCAUUUAUUUUGGUGGACAGCCUGGAGUUUCAUUAUGGGAAGAGCUGAAGUGUAGAUGUUACCCUCUGCCACGACUUGCCUUAUUUUCUAUUUCAAUUGAAGCUUUAGUUGCAGCUUAAGAAACCAACAACGCUGUUUCUGGUUACAAAUAAGUUUGAAAAUGUAACCCAAACUAACCUGCAAAAACCAGAAGGCAAUGAAUGGAAAACUCAGCAUGCCAUUUUGAGAAGUUUAUGAUAAUGUAAGCCUAUGAUAAGAGGUAAGCCUUUAAAGAUAGCAGUAAGAACAUACAGAAGUCCUGGUUUGCCUUCCUAAAUUUUCAGAUACCAGAGUAAAGCUGACUGUAGGUCAAACGAGGAUAGAUGAGAUGCCUGCUGGCCACUCUGAAUCCCUCAUUUCCAUGGUGUCUGUAAGCCACAGAAAGCUGCAGAGCAAAAGCCUUGUUGCCCACACAGUGUAGCUGUGGUGCAGGUCAGAAGUUCAGAAAGCUGUGACUGUAAGCUAUGAUUCAGCAGAACCCUUCAACUGGUGGGCACAAUAAAAUGAAGGAAUGGAAUUCAUUACAAAACAAAGGCAUUAUUACAUGUAAAACGUUUAGGGAUCAAAACAGUGCUUUACACGUUUACAGGAGGUGCCAAGUUAUUUUCAGAAAGAGCUAUUAAAAUACAUGAAGUUUAUGCUUUAACAUGAAGACUCCUGUUAGUAUAAGAACAACUUGCCAGAAGAAUGGGAGAGUUCUCCCCACUGUGCUUUUUGGGAGGGAAGCUGUAAUGUGAGCCCUCCAAAAUGUAUUACAAGAAUUAACUUUGAUUUUGUUGUUGCUGGAAUUAUUAAUUUAUAUUCUAUUACAGCUUCCAAAACCAUAUUGUAUUUGAUUUUAACAGUAGUUGGCUCUAAUAUUAAUCUUAUUUAGGAACCAAUUUUCAUUUAUUUCAUAUUUUGUACUUGUGGCUAAUUCACGUAAAUUAGCCGUCAUUUAUUUCAGUAAUGGGGUGUGUAAAUACUUAGAUGGGCCUUGUAUCCUCUUUUCCCCUUUCUUUCAUAUUUUACUUAUUUCCAGUGCUGCAUUGCACUGAGCAGUGCCCUUGCAAUGUAGAAGGGAAAACCAAAAUCAUUUCCUGUAGAUCGGUACUGUCUGCAACAUGCUGAAUGCGUUGCUAACAAGGAAUCUUUCACACUGACAAAGCAGCAGCAGGGUGCAGCCCAAAGAGCCGCGUCCAGGUUGUGUGAAGGUGAGCCCUAACCCAGCACCAUGCGGUACUCUGAAUUCUGUGUCUAGUCGAUAGGCCUCAUAUGCAGUGCGUAAAGUUAAGUGUGUAACCAAGACCUUGCUGUAUCAGCGUCAAAUAUUCAGGUUUUACUUUUGCUAUGUUAUACUUGAACUUGCUGAAGGUAGAUAAGUAGGGGCUUUUGUUAAGAGCUGCUGAGCACCUCCUUUUAGCCCGAAGCCAUUUAAGAAAAGCAUCAGGUUACAAAUGCAUGUUGUAAAACAAAGAACCACAGAGUAGGAAGCACUUGGUUGUGUUUCUGAAAGGUGAGAGUUCUCCUAGUUAACUUGCCUGUACAUUACAAAGUGGGCUUAGAUAGCUUUGCUAUCAUUUCUUUUUCUUACAAGUGGAAACUGGAAACUGCUCUGUGAGUGUAUGCGUGUGUACACCUACACAACAGCGGUGUAAGGAACUAUGUAGCUUUCCUGUAUCGUUUAAUUCUUGUGUAUUAUUGUUUGACAAGUGCACCAAUGGUUUAUAGCUCCCAAGGAGGCAUAGCAGUGCAUUUCUGUGUUAAGAUCCUCUGGCUUAAAGUACAAAUAAAUGAAAUUUUAAGCAAGCUCU
This is a messenger RNA of Coturnix japonica (Japanese quail), 3943 nucleotides long. RefSeq names its product glucoside xylosyltransferase 2 (gene GXYLT2). Gene Ontology annotation, biological process: protein O-linked glycosylation via N-acetylgalactosamine. NCBI's taxonomy places the organism in Eukaryota, Metazoa, Chordata, Aves, Galliformes, Phasianidae. Gene Ontology annotation, molecular function: UDP-xylosyltransferase activity. The record is from RefSeq and is a predicted model, not a curated record.